Agrilus planipennis (emerald ash borer) is the source of this 1486-nucleotide messenger RNA. RefSeq names its product nuclear pore glycoprotein p62. Gene Ontology annotation, biological process: RNA export from nucleus; protein import into nucleus. Gene Ontology annotation, molecular function: phospholipid binding; structural constituent of nuclear pore. NCBI's taxonomy places the organism in Eukaryota, Metazoa, Arthropoda, Insecta, Coleoptera, Buprestidae. Gene Ontology annotation, cellular component: nuclear pore; nuclear pore central transport channel. The transcript is spliced from 8 exons. The record is from RefSeq and is a predicted model, not a curated record. The coding region runs from base 352 to 1467 and encodes 371 amino acids.
GUUUUUUGUUGUGAUUGAUAAUUGGUCAAUUUAGUAAUUAACAUAAACUUAAUUGUAAAAUAGACUUCUGAGUAUUCAGUCAAUCGGAAAACGUUUAGGAAUUCUGAAUAUGUAAUGAAAAAUGUUUCUGAUUAUUCCAAGGAAAACGAAAACUAAAUAAUUUUUCAGAGUGCCCUCUAAUGUAACUAUAAGUAAUCAUUGAUCUAGACCACGGUGUUCCCCUCCACUUCCAAUGACAUGAAUACAUCCCUCUAAUCUAUGGUUUUUGACGUUGUGAUAUUUCUUGGUUAUAAUUUGGGAAAAUUGACAGAUUUUGAAAAAGUUUAAACAAAUUAUCUUCUACUUAACGAGAUGUCUUUUACUUUUGGUGUUUCAAAAGCGUCCACUGGGUUUCCAUUCACAACCUCAGCAAGUACAAUAACUGCUUCUGGAGGAGCAGGUGAUGCUGCAAAAACCACUCAGGCAAAACCCUUGUUUGGAAUCACAACUCCUUCAUUGUUUGCAGUCCCAGCUUCAUCAGCACCAAGUUUUUCAUUUGGCUCAGCUACACCAGCAAUAACUACUACUGUUACAUCUAUUGGCCCAUUAACUACUUCAGCAACGGUACAACCUCAGGGAAGUUCGUUAAAUUUGGCUACAGCAGCACCUGUACCAGGCUUCUCCCUUGGAGCUGUCUCUGCAUCAUCUACAGCAAAUAUUACCACAGCAAUUUCAUCUGCUGCAUCUGCUGGUACUGCUACUGCUCCAAAUACAACUAUUUUAACAACAACCACAACUACUAGCACCAGUAUUCCAUCAAGUCAACCUACAUUGAGUUUUGGAUUUUCUACAACACCUACGAGUACCUCACUUGCAACAGCAGCAAUCCCUUCUUCAAUUGCCAUAACUUCAUCUACUGAGUCUGCAUUACCUGCCAGUGGUAUACUUACUUAUAAUCAACUAGAAGAUGCUAUUAACAAAUGGACUAUAGAUUUGGAAGAACAGGAAAAACUGUUUACCAACCAAGCAAAGCAAUUGAAUGCUUGGGAUUGCUUGCUAAUUUCAAAUGGAGAGAAAGUGCUGCAACUGAAUAGCAACAUUGAAAAGGUUAAACAGCAGCAGGAGCAACUAGAUCAGGAACUGGACUUUGUUCUUGCACAGCAAAAUGAAUUAGAAAGUUGUAUUAUUCCAUUAGAAAAAGAAUUACAAGAUGUUCCAGUACAAGAUAUUGACAGGAAUGAAACUUAUCAGUUGGCAGAAAGUUUGGACAGUCAGUUGAAACAGAUGUCUGAAGACCUCAAAGAAGUUAUUGAACAUUUAAAUGAAUCAGCUAAAUGUCAAGAAAUGUCCGACCCGAUUUCUCAAAUAUCUCGCAUUUUGAGUGUUCACAUGGAUUCCCUUCAGUGGAUUGAUCGAAAUACGGCACAAAUUAGUGAACAGUUGGAUCAAAUUACAAAAAUGCAAGAAUACACAAAACAUAUUAUUUAAAUAUCAGUUCUUAAAUUAG